Tilletiaria anomala UBC 951 is the source of this 2828-nucleotide messenger RNA. RefSeq lists its product as uncharacterized. The record is from RefSeq and is a predicted model, not a curated record. The transcript is spliced from 2 exons. NCBI's taxonomy places the organism in Eukaryota, Fungi, Basidiomycota, Exobasidiomycetes, Georgefischeriales, Tilletiariaceae. Bases 290 to 2332 code for a protein of 680 amino acids.
GUGGCUUCAGACCAGCUCUCCCCAGCGGCACCAGUCAGGACAGCUGUCGGCGCUGAGCACUUACAGCACAAGAAACACACUUAGGGAGGCCCUGCCGGACAGUAGCACCCAGCGUGCUUGGAUUGCGGUCGAGUGAGCCACUCCAGACACAGCCCUCCCCAUCUACCAGUGGUCUGCAACAGAACAGCGAGCGCUGAGCGCUCGCCACUCGUGCUUUUCCAUCUCACACAUACUUUUGAUCCAGUAAGCACACACACUCUGAAACGGCACCGACGCAGCUUCAUCAACCAUGUCGCACGGACAAUCGCGUCGCUGCUUCAGGCUUCCAUGGCUCCUCGCGCUCGCCCCGCUGGCCGCGCUGGCACCCAACCCCGUCAGCGCAUUCAACAUCACCCUCGAGACAUUCUCCUGCUCAGCCAUGUCCUGGACUCUCGAAGUAACCCAAUUCGAGAAGACCAACGCAGCCUCGGUCGGCUUCUUCGUCAGCCGGGCAGGCGAUGGUCUUCUCUACUACAAAGAGACGCCCCUCAGACAGUUGAAUUGGGACGCGACCGGCUUGACAACGUCAGUGGUUUCGACAUUUGGCAACAGCCUUACCGGAAUCGUCUCGAAGUCAAAGCCUAUCGGUGCCUUCCUCGUCCCUUAUGCCAACUCGGUACAGGCGACUCCUGACAAUCUCUACUUCCUCGACGACCCAUCCAACUCGACCUCUUACGCGCGCUACUAUCAGGACCAGAUAGUCAAUUGUCCCAACGGGGCGACGGCGACUAGUGCAAGCUCAAGCUCGAGCACGACGCAGUCCUCAACAAGUAGCAGCACCACCACUCCCGCAUCUCCCACUGUGGCGCAGACAAGCGCAAGCAGCACAUCGCCGGCGCAGACGACCAGCACCCUCUUUGGCAGUGGCAACGCGACUGCGGCCGCGAGCGCAGGGCAGCAGAAGAGCAGUUCCGGCACAAACGUCGGCGCCGUCGCCGGCGCCAUCGCAAGCAGCAUCGCAGCCACAGCCAUUGCUGCCAUCGCGGUAUUUCUGCUGUGCCGCCGCAAGCGCCGCGCCAACUCCUUUGUCGCGGGUGCCGGCGGCGGCGCGGCGUGGGGCAAGGACGACGACCACCGCCUCCGGCAGGAGGUCGACGGCUGGCGCGAUCCCGGCAGCGGAGUGCUCGGCGGCAGCUUUGCCGUAUCCGCCCGGAUGCCCGACGUCGCUAGCCGGCCCAUGUCCGUUCCUGUUGGUGCAGGCGCAGAGGAUGCGUACAUUGGCGCAGCGGCGGCCGCACAGCAUCCCUCUGGGUAUCCCCACUCGGCAUCGUCCCUGCCAUCUAUGCUGUACGACAUGCGGCACCUAACUGCACAGGCGCAGUCGCCAUCACAGUCGUUGGCGUCGUACCCAGUCAACAUGAACGUGUCGCCACCCGGCUUCCCGUACGCAGGGCCAGUGCCGUAUCAGCCGGGGAUGAUGCACCAGCCGCAGCAACAGCAGCUGCAAGCGGACCCAUUCGCCACACCCCACGUACAAAUCGACAUGCCUCACGCGCCCGCGUUCGGCACAGCGUUGCAACAGGAGCGGCCCUUUAGUGAGAAGGAAGGGUAUAACGUCGCCUCGGCGGACUUUGACACCAACUUUAACGUCCCGCACGACGACCCGGCGCCGCCUUACCGCAGCGCGAGCAUGCGCAGCGUCGCAUCUGCGAUGAGAGGCGCUGCUGGUACUGCCACCGCCGCUGCUGGCGCUGGCGCAUCUGCCGGGCAGAGCACCCGAGGGGCGUACCCUCCACGCGUCCGCGCGGCGUCUGCCUGCAGGUCCGGCGGCCGCAGCGGCCGCGCGCAGGGAAGCGGAUUCGACAAUGGCACCGGCCUGACUUCGCCGUUCCCGGGUGGGCAGCAAGCGGCGCGGCGCGCGAGCGGCGAUGGCUCGCGCCCUAGCUCCGCGUCCGGCCCCGGCGCCGGGAACAUGCGCAUGCGCAAGGACAGCAACACGUCGCUCCACUCGAACGCGAGCGAACGCUCGUAUAGCGUCAUGCGCAAGCCUGUUCCGCGCAUCACGAGCGACGAGCUGAACGAACUGGAGCAGUCUGCUGCUGCUGCCAGCGGCACGGCCGGUGCGCCGCGCCUAGGCAGCGGCUUGGACCUGAGUCCCGGCCUCGAGACUGUGCUGCGCCUCGGCACCUUUGCGAACUCGGUGCCUGCAACCGAGCAGGGACAGCAAUCACAGUCACAGCCGCACAGCAGGGCCCUACCUGUGCCGUCUAAAUCACCCAGUGCGAGCCAGCGGUCUUCCUUGCCCGGUGCAACCCCUGGACGCCUCGAAGGUGCGUGCGGCGGGCUGAUUUGAAUGGAUCGCCGCAGCAUUGCGUUCAUCCCACCACCUGCUGGUCGGGUGGCAGUGUCUGCAGGCAGUGCCGGCGGGUCUCGCCGCAUCCUGCAGCCAAUUCAAGAAGACAUUUUGGUUGUUUUGUGGUUGCCGCAUCUCGGAUGGAAACAAUGCCCGGCGCACGGCCAUCCUCGUCGCCGCGUCCCCACGGCCCUUUCGGUGUCUCGCACGCCUUGCUUCCACCACCCUCUUUCCGAUCUAGGCUUUCAUUCGAUUCUCCAGCUACCUUGUCUCCUUCGACCGCGCAUGUUGGGCCCGCCAGCUCGCACUCCAGCGAGCGGUGCAAUGGCCCUGCUUCGGCUUCGUGGGGACAAGUGGCACAUCAUUUGGGCUUUCCAUUUCCUCGUCAUCCACUCCCAAUACUUCCUUUUGUUUACUGAAUCGCCAUGGGCUUGCGCGACGCUGUAUUGUAUAUCUACUUUCCCUUCAUUCGCCGCCGUGUUCAGAAGGCAUGCCG